AGUGCCCUAGGGCCCUUUUGAUAUAAUGAAGAUCGCCCGGAACACCUUACCUCAUGCGUAGAAAAGGAGCAUAAGUAAUCCCUUUGAUAUAUCAAUAGUUACUUUUAUGAUAUCUGCUAGAGAACAUGUACAAGUACAGUAAUCGGAAAUCAUUGAAUCGCUUCCAUAUCCUAUCAUCCCCGCUUUCUAGGUAGUUGUUCAAGAAAUUGACAUUCUACUUGUUUUUGGUGAAUCGAAGACACGACAGCAACAGCUUAAAUCUGCUUGACAUUCUGCUUGUUUUUGUUGAAUCGAAGACACGACAGCAACAGUUUUCCUAUUUCUGGCUUUCUGAAUUGGGAAAAGCAUGUCAUUGAUCUACUGCUGACUACAACUCUACUUGUAGCUCAAAAUGAAAAACUAGCAUCUACUGAUAUUUUUACUUCCAUCCAAUGCUAAUGCGAGAUUUGUUUUUAGGAUAAUAAAUUCCAAAAUGUUGAGUUCGACUCCAUCAAGUCCCCCACAAGCAGACUGCUCCCGUGGGAAACCACCGAGAGUGCGGGUUGAUGUGUACAUGCUUUCCGGGGAGUGCAAGAGUUUUGAGGUGGAAGGUAAAGUCUCUACGAAAGCAGGGUCGUCAUGGUUCUUCGUCACGUCACUUGACGAUCUAAAGGGACGGAUCGAAGAAGCGACGUGGGUGCACCGCGAGCAGCAACUGAUUCUUGAUAUAUGGAUGAGAAGUCUGUUCUUUCUUGUUUUUCGUAUCCUAAUGUUUUUAACGCAGGUGGAUUAACAUUUUAUUUUGCGCUGGAGGAUUAACAUUUUAUUUUGCGCUCAUUCCCCCAUUCUUUUUAAUGCAGUCUCAGUCCUCUGUCAUCAGUUUGAAUGUUGUGAGCCUUCGACUUUUCACUAUACGCUUAUUUUUUCUCUGCAGAAAGAAAGUGGUGGAGAAAAAAUACUUAUACUUAUAGAAAACAACUAGAACAUCUUCGUUCAUAGACGGACGCAGGGGAGCCAGUCGAUUGUGACGAGUCAGUAAGGCGUUUGUUUAACGAAGAAACAACUACAGAUGCCCCGCCAAGCUCGUCCGUUCUUUCGCUACCGUCUUCCGAUACGGGCAGUUCUUCGUCGUACUGGCCUCCGGAAAUUAGAAAAGGUGUCGAGCUGACGUUGUGCGUUACUACCAGAAAUUCGAAAGAAGGUGAAGGACGUACAAAACGUGGUCGCAGAAGGUUGUCUGGUAGAAGGUUUAGGCUUUGUGAAAUGUUGUUAGAAAACCAGGACUUCUUCAACACGAAGAUAAUGGAUGAGGUGAAAGCUCCGACAGUGAGAUUGAAGCUCUACGUGGAAGAGUUUUUCGACGAGAUUUACCACACAGCGGAAAUAUGUUGCGGCGACGAGC
Molecule: messenger RNA, 1381 nt
Organism: Amoebophrya sp. A25
Lineage: Eukaryota; Dinophyceae; Syndiniales; Amoebophryaceae
Source: the annotation of a GenBank genome assembly